UCUCCAAAUCUCCCACCAAACCCAAAUUACGCGAAAUAUCCAAGAAACCAAGACAAAACAGAACUCAACCCAAACCCGCAAAUGUUUCAAGAAACGGCGCCGUGUUGGUCGAGCGUGGUUCAGUCGGCGGCGUCGACUCCGUGGACUCGGCUUGAGGACAAGGUGUUUGAGCAGGCGCUGGUCAGGUUCCAGGAGGACUUGCCCGAUCGGUGGGAGAGGAUCGCCGGAGAGUUGCCGGGCAAGACUCCCAAGGAGGUGUUGGAGCACUACGAGGACUUGGUGCACGAUGUCUUGGAAAUUGAUUCCGGCCGGGUCAAUUUGCCUAGUUAUGCUGAUGAGUCUAUGGUCGGCUGGGAGGACACGGCCAGUCAGAUCACUUUUGGGUCCAACCGCGAGCCUGAGAGGAAGAAGGGAACGCCUUGGACUGAAGAAGAACACAAGUUAUUUCUAAUUGGACUAAAAAAGUUUGGUAAGGGCGACUGGAGGAGCAUUUCAAGGAAUGUGGUUGUGACAAGAACACCAACCCAAGUAGCAAGCCACGCCCAGAAGUAUUUCCUUCGUCAAACCUCAAUGAAAAAGGAAAGGAAAAGAUCAAGCAUUCACGACAUAACCACUGUAGAGAGCAACUCAGUAUCUGUGCCUGCUGAUCGCAACUGGAUUCCUCCACCUGCAGUUCCGGCUCAUCAGUCUCCAUUGCAACAUUUGACCCAACAGAGUCAUUUGCCUGAUCAGGGGGAUUUGUCGGGGUACCAAGAUUUUGGCUAUCCGAUGUAAAGAUGAUUACAAUCUCGUGCUGCAUACUCUGUAUAUAGAGAAAUUGCCUUCUAUGAACAGUCCAAUUUGUAAAGUUCUAAAUAUUUUUUAGUUCUUUGUAGCCGGUAGGCGGUUAGGAGAUCUGUGAAGUGAAUAUGACAGUUUAGGUUCUGUUUUCUUAUGUGAAGGGAGAAAGAAUUAGUGGAGAAUAGCUGUGGAUUAUGUAGGAUACUGUUAUUAGUUGAUAACCUCUUUCUUGCCCAGUAAAUUUAGUGUACAAAUUUCUUUGGU
Molecule: messenger RNA, 1044 nt
Organism: Pyrus x bretschneideri (Chinese white pear)
Lineage: Eukaryota; Viridiplantae; Streptophyta; Magnoliopsida; Rosales; Rosaceae
Product: transcription factor DIVARICATA
Exons: 2
Coding region: 82-774 (230 amino acids)
Molecular function (GO): DNA binding
Source: RefSeq, a predicted model, not a curated record